UAGAAAUCCUCCAAGGAAACAGUCAAAGGACCCUGAUGACAACAAUUUGGAAAAAGUUUUAUUUUUGCUAAAUAAGUACGUAUAAUUGAUACAUCAAUACAAAUUAGUGCCGCUUAAUUCUUUUAUGUGCCUGUUUGACCUUCCCCUUGAAUUUCAUCAUAUUUGUAUUCUACAUAUUUACUUGUGUUUAUAUUGGUACAUACAAAUGCGUAUAUAUGGGUACAUACAUAUAUAGCUAUCGCUUUAUUUAAGUAAAUUAUCCAACUUUACUUUCUACUUUGCAUAAAUAGGUAUUAGAGUUAAGUUAUUACAUUACUGCAUGCAUGAAUACUUAUUGAAUCAAGGCCUGCUUACGUAUGUAUGUGAAUACUUAAGUAUACAUAUGUACAUUACUUUCACUAAAAAUGUGAUCAUGUACUGUUCCGAAUAUUCAUGAUGUUCUGCUACUUAUAAGUUCAUUAAAAUAAUUGUACCUCAAGCUACCCAGAAAACGUCAUCGCAUUCUAUCAGAACUGCAGUUCUGAAAUGUCAACUAUUUGUAUUCCCUCUUUAAAAAUACUUUUCGAGUUUAAAAAUAAACAUUACAGAGCAAAAUUCUUCCCCAACUUAUGAAUUCCUUCAUGUCAGCUUGACAGCUCAACAGGAUGUCAAUAUCUCCACUGCUCUUCAAAGCUCUACGAAAUUUGGAAACUCUAAAUUCUUGGCAAACUCAAAUUCCCAUUCAGUGGAAGAAUAAGAAGAAGCAAUUCACAUGGAACGAUUCCUGGAAGGAUGUCACCCCGUGGUACGUCUCCUUCUUUCUUCUCGUCAUUUUACACACAUUUUUCGGCUCCCUUGGAAUCAUCGGCUAUAUGCGAAUGGUUCCUCAAACGGAUAAAUUUGCCCUGGUGGUUAGACUCCGUUGCAUGUACUCGGUCCUUGGAUCCUUCCUUGGAAUUAUUAUCGCCAUCGUGAUCUGUUUUGAUGGGAAAGACUACAUAGAGUUUAUUAACAGGAUUAUUACCUUUGAUCAGCAUGCGACAGCAGAACUUCGUCGCCUCGAGGUCAAACCGGUCGAGAAAUUCGACCCAUUCGCCAACGCCAUGUACCUCGUGGUACUCCUUCUUUCGAUUAUCCCUCCCGUCUACUGCAUCCCUCCAGUCAUCCACGGUCAUACCGUCCUUCAGUACAUCGUCCAUCAAAUUUAUCCCAACUUCAUGAAGAAAAUCGGCUUCAGGUUGAUGAUCAAGAUAGUCAAUUAUUUCGUAAUGCUGGUCUCCGUCACGGAAAUCUUUCGCCUUAUUCCGCUCAUGUUCUUGAGCCUGAGUUUACCAGUAAUCACAGCACGAAAUGAACUCGAGAGUAUGGACAGGUAUGGAAAAAUGGUCAUAAAAAUCAGACGCCUUGAACUUCACGGGAGUAAAGUCAUUCCCCACUUCUGCGCCAUGCUAGGCAUUUAUUGUCAGGGGUACAUUUUAAUCUCAAUCCGACGCCAAAUCUCGGCAGGGCACGAUUUUAUCGUGUUUGUCGUCAGUAUCACGCUCUCCGUGGUGGCAAAUUACUUUACCAUCGUCCUUUACCCAAUCGUACCGCAGAAUGUGUACCCCGCCUUUCCCACCGUUGCGGUUUCGACAAUUACGGUGCUACACUUGCUAAUUUCCAUAGCGGUGGACGUAGUAGUUAAAGCUAAAGAGUUUACGGUCGAGUGGGGUAAACUGGUACCGGUACGAAAUCGAUAUCUCGCUAAGAAGUUCAGGGCCUUGAGGCCGUUUCAGAUAGUAUUUGGAGUCUACGAUUUUCCCCUUGUGGUUUUUAGUAGGUCAUUAAAAAUCAAGACUUAUCAGACCAUUUGGGAUUACACGAUUAAUACGGCACUGACAUGGCCGCUGUCUCUGUUCCAAAAGUGAAUGUGAUCCUGACCACAAAUUGCAACUUAAUCAAGAACAUUGGUCUUGAGACGAUGGGGGUACCACUUACAUAUACGUACAUACGUAUGUACGUACAAAUGUACGUGUUACCUUGGUCUUGUUAGUGUUUACCGACAUUUCCACCUAACUUGUCCCAAAUUAUGUCAAAAUGUUUGCUGGUCGUGUGGAUUCCUAUCACGGAAGCGAGCGACUGCGUAAAUGACAUUUCCUGAAAUUGGGCUCUUGUAUACCCGGAUUGCUUUCAUUCUUCCUAUCCGAUCAUACCCUUGAGUGACAGAACCAAUUAAUAUCAAUGAAACCGUAAAAGUAGAAAGAGCAAACGAGAAACAUCAACUUAGGAAUUGUAACCAAGAAGAGAAAGUUAGUAAAUUACGGCUGAAUUGUAUUCUUUGAGCCAACAUUUUUUAUCAAAAUGUCACAGCUACCGUAAAAAUGGACAUAUAUUGCCUUUAAUAAAUAAAUUGAUCUUAUCGACUUUAA
Messenger RNA from Folsomia candida, 2387 nucleotides. RefSeq lists its product as uncharacterized. NCBI's taxonomy places the organism in Eukaryota, Metazoa, Arthropoda, Collembola, Entomobryomorpha, Isotomidae. The transcript has 2 exons. Bases 645 to 1886 code for a protein of 413 amino acids. The record is from RefSeq and is a predicted model, not a curated record.